AUGUUCUUUGGAAAAGUGCAAAGCAAAUCGUCUGGUAUGCAUCAUGCUGCCCUAUAUAGAGUUUUCCUCGUUACCCUGGGGAGUUUGACCUACGCAUAUGCAUCCAGCAUCAUCGGCACCACCCUUGCUCAGCCGUCGUUUAUUCAAUACUUCGCCCUGGACCAAAGGUCUAACGCUGCUGAGCUUGCAGGUGCUAACAAUGGAGUCUUUCAAGCAGGUGGUUUUAUUGGUGCUCUAGCUUGUAUCCCUGUUGCGGACAAUUAUGGCAGACGAGUAGGGCUCUUUGUGGCCUCAGUGUUCGCAGUUAUUGGUGGUGCUCUACAAGCUGGAAGCGUCCACAUCGCCAUGUACAUUGCAAUGAGGGUGAUUUCUGGGGUUGGUGUCGGGGCAUUAAUCACCCUUACACCACUAUAUCUAGCCGAAGUGGCCGCUGCAGAGAUUCGAGGCCUCGUUGUUGGUACGACCGGCAUUAUGAUUGGAAUCGGUUAUGCGAGUGCCAGCUGGAUCGGAUUUGGAUUUUACUUCGUUAAUGCUUCUGGCACCCAAUGGCGCAUUCCAACUGUCAUCCAGUGCAUCCCGCCUCUCAUACUCGCCAUCACAAUAUGGCGAUUGCCUGAAUCUCCCCGCUGGCUUCUGCUCAACGAUCAAACUGAGGAAGCUUCCAAGAUGUUUCGCAAAGCCCGCUCGGCAUCACGCGAAUCGGAGGGCCAAGCCGCCGUGGAUAAUGAAUUUCACCGAUUGCACGCACAAAUCCUUCAAGAGAAGCAUAACUCUGUAAAGUUCAAAGAGCUCUUCACCAAGCCGACCUUGCGAAAGCGCACAAUUCUGGGCUUCUUGACUCUUUUCGGCUGUCAGGCCGCUGGUACCCAGGUCAUCAACAACUAUGGACCUUCCCUCUACGCUGAUCUUGGCUACGGUACCACUGAUACGCUACUAAUCCAGAGUGGGUGGAUCACAACGAUCAUCUUUGGAAACACCCUCAACACGAUUCUGUUGGAUAAGUUUGGUAGAAAGCCAUUGUUUCUUUUUGGCUUCGUCGGAUGCGUCGUAUCUCUGAUUGGGGAAUGUGCUUCAGUGGCGCGAUACCAACAAACUGGGGGUCACUCGUCGGCAGUGGCAGCUGUUUUCUUCCUCUUCCUUGAGGUAGCAGUGUUCUCUUCGACACUCGAUGCGACGUCCUACGUCUACCCUUCCGAGAUAUUUCCUACUCCAGUCCGCGCGAAGGGUAUGGCUGUAUCAGUGGCUGGAUUGUUUCUCGGCUCGAUCUUGAUUCUGGUAGCCGCGCCGACAGCAUUCGCAACAAUUCGAUGGAAAUAUUUCCUCGUCUUUGUCAGUGCUAGCACUGUCAUGAUUGCUGUUGUGUACUUCCUCUUCCUUGAGAUUCAACAGACCAACCAAAAAUCUCUUGAACAGAUAUCUGAGAUGUUUGGGGACUAUGCUACGACCACCACCGAUGCAGAGACAGCAAGUAUAUCAGUAGAUCAGAAGAAACAUACAGGAUUAGAGGUUGAGGAAAGUAUCAAGGUGGAUGUCCGGAUUACAGGAGGGAAAAAGAUGAUGUGA
This is a messenger RNA of Rhinocladiella mackenziei CBS 650.93, 1563 nucleotides long. RefSeq lists its product as uncharacterized. Gene Ontology annotation, biological process: carbohydrate transport; transmembrane transport. Gene Ontology annotation, cellular component: membrane. The transcript has 6 exons. The record is from RefSeq and is a predicted model, not a curated record. Gene Ontology annotation, molecular function: carbohydrate:proton symporter activity. Lineage: Eukaryota; Fungi; Ascomycota; Eurotiomycetes; Chaetothyriales; Herpotrichiellaceae. The coding region runs from base 1 to 1563 and encodes 520 amino acids.